Messenger RNA from Durio zibethinus, 934 nucleotides. Lineage: Eukaryota; Viridiplantae; Streptophyta; Magnoliopsida; Malvales; Malvaceae. The record is from RefSeq and is a predicted model, not a curated record.
AAUUCCCCUAUUCCUCAAUCUCAAAGCAGAGCAACAAUCAAAAUCUCCUCUGCAACCAAACCACUACUAUUACACUACAGUGCUAGUACUUACUAUCAAUUUCAAAGAAGAAGAACAAUGGUGAAACACAUAAGCGAGAAACCUGCAAUUGAGAGAUGCGAUUCACGAUUCAAAGGUGUUCGAAAGCGAAAAUGGGGGAAGUGGGUGUCCGAAAUCAGACUACCCAACAGUAGGGAAAGGAUUUGGUUGGGAUCUUUUGACACCGCAGAGAAAGCAGCGCGUGCUUUCGACGCCGCUCUUUUUUGCUUACGCGGCAGCUCUGCUAAGUUCAACUUCCCUGAUAACCCACCGGAGAUAGCCGGUGGUAGGUCUUUGACACCGUCCGAAAUCCAACUCGCUGCUGCACGCUUUGCGAACUCCGAGCCUCCAAGGACCCAUUCAGACCAGUCCGCCUCUGGGUUUCAAACGGAAUCCCCUUCACCGUCGAUUUCAGACGGGACAGUACAGUUCGAGGGUGAGUUGCCUAUGGACGGGUCGUUCCUGGAUCUUUUGACAAUGGAUUUGGAUAAUUACGCUUCGGAUUAUGGGAUAUUCCCUGGAUUCGAUGACUUUUCAAGUGAUUUUCUCGGAUCAUCGGUGCCUAACAUCGGCUGUGAAGAGGAUAAUUUUGAUGGGAUUUUAGUUCCAGAUUCUUUUCUUUGGAAUUUCUAAAACGAAUCAAUCUAAUUCUGGGCAUUUUAGUAUCCAGAGUUGGAUCCGAAGAUUUGGAGAGGCCAAAUUUUUACGGCCCAUUCUUUUUUUGCUCAUUCUCCGAAAGAAUUAUAUUCAAAUUAUUGUUUUCAUAUAGUUUAAUCGAAGAAGAUUGUAAAGCAAAGCCAUGAAGAUUUUUUUUUUGAAAUUUUUAAUUAACUCCUACAGUUUUCUUCCUUUAUUA